GGCGUGUAUAUCUCGUACAAGAACCCUUCACUAGGGUUUAAGGCAUCCCUUUCCUCCUCCUCCCUCUCUCCUACAAGAAACCUCCGUGUAGGGUUUAAGCUCUCUCUCUCUCUCUCUCUCUCUCUCUCUCUCUCUCUCUCUCUCCUCGCCAUGGCUGCGAAAUUGCUGAUCCCGAGAGCUUCCAAAACCCUAGCGCAUCUUCUCCAACCCGUCUCCCUCCCUCCGAUCGGUGCCGCCCCCUCCGCCUCAAUCUCCCAAUGCCUCAGAGGCCUCCACUCCCUCAUCUCCCGUCCCUUCUCCCCCCACGAUCGGCCGUCCGAUUCGCGAUCGAUGGUGUCCGCUUCACGACCCAGGGCCGAUCUCGCCGAAGCCGUUUCCAGCGCCCUCGAUCUCGACACCCGCGUUCCCGCCACCGUGAUCACCGGAUUCCUCGGCUCCGGAAAGACAACUCUGUUGAACCAUAUUUUGACUUCACAGCAUGGGAAGAGGAUCGCUGUCAUUGAAAAUGAGUUUGGGGAGGUUGAUAUUGAUAGUUCGCUUGUUGCUAGUCAUUCAUCUGUCGCAGAAGACAUUGUGAUGGUUAAUAAUGGCUGCUUGUGCUGCACUGUCAGAGGGGAUCUUGUUAAGAUGCUUUUGAAGUUGGUUAAGGAAAAACGGGAGAAGUUCGAUCAUAUUGUUAUAGAAACAACAGGCCUUGCUAAGCCUUCUCCUGUCAUUGAGACAUUUUGUUCGGAUGAAUUGGUUUCUCGCCAUGUGAAGCUUGAUGGUGUUGUCACUAUGGUGGACUGCAAGCACUCCAUGCAGCAUCUGAAUGAAGUGAAACCGAGGUGGGUCGUGAAUGAGGCAGUAGAACAAGUUGCUUAUGCUGACCGAAUUAUAUUAAACAAGAUAGAUUUGGUGAAUGAUAUUGAAUUGGAUAUGCUGACUAGGAAAAUUAAGCUUAUUAAUGGCAUGGCUCAAAUUAAACAAGCGAAGUUUGGAGUUGUUGAUAUGGAUUUUGUUCUAGGAGUGGGUGGAUAUGACCUAGAGAGGAUUGAGUCUGAAGUUCAACUCGAUGUAGACCAUGAAGCGAGUCAUCAUUGUGAAGAUGGACAUGGUCACCAUGAUGGACACCAUCACGAUCACACCCAUGAUUCUUCUGUGACAAGUGUUAGCAUAGUUUCUGAAGGGAUGCUGGAUCUUGAUGAGGUCAAUGAUUGGCUAGAGAGACUGGUUGAUGAGAAAGGCGAUGAUUUGUACAGAAUGAAAGGUGUUAUAUCUGUAAAUGAGUCUACUGGGCGUUAUGUUCUCCAGGGUGUGCACUCCAUGUUGGAUGGAUGCCCUGGGAAACCAUGGGGUCCUAAUGAGAAAAGGAUCAACAAGCUGGUAUUUAUUGGAAGGAAUUUGGAUGAAGCUGCUUUGAGAAAAGCUUUCAAGGGCUGCUUAAUUUGACUUGGCAAAAGAACAAGAUAAUCGCUCAUACCUCACCUUUUCAAGCUCCUUUCAAUUGCAGUAGUUCAACGAACCAGAAAAAAGUGCCUUCGGUAUGUAGUUCAGCGAAGUUCUUAUACCACUUUGAAUCAAUGAAGAGGAGAACAAAUUUAUCAACUCGCAAUUUCCUUAGAGAUGUGUGCAUGGAACAGAAUGGUGAGGUAUGUUGAUAUAGUAUGUGAAGCUUUUGGUGCUGAAAAAUCAUGUAAUUAUGCAACCGAAAUAUGUUUCUUCAGUUGGGGCUGAGUCUAAAAUGUUUCGUAAAUUGCCUACUACAAAAGCCUUAAACAAUUUGAAGAUUUGUUGAUUAUUAGAAGCCUUACACCUAUUCUACUAUACAAAGUUCUUGUGUUACUGAAGAUUGCCAGGCGUCUUGUCUUUUUGUUUCUUGUGGUAAUAGAAGAUCACCAUUGCUUUGUUAAUCAUAUUAGUCUUGAAUUAACUAUUGCUUUUUUGAA
This is a messenger RNA of Ananas comosus (pineapple), 1928 nucleotides long. RefSeq lists its product as uncharacterized. The record is from RefSeq and is a predicted model, not a curated record. Lineage: Eukaryota; Viridiplantae; Streptophyta; Magnoliopsida; Poales; Bromeliaceae. The coding region runs from base 151 to 1431 and encodes 426 amino acids. The transcript is spliced from 10 exons. Gene Ontology annotation, cellular component: cytoplasm.